Cyprinus carpio (common carp) is the source of this 1622-nucleotide messenger RNA. Its product is annotated as probable flap endonuclease 1 homolog. The record is from RefSeq and is a predicted model, not a curated record. The transcript is spliced from 11 exons. The coding region runs from base 105 to 1169 and encodes 354 amino acids. Gene Ontology annotation, molecular function: magnesium ion binding; 5'-flap endonuclease activity; 5'-3' exonuclease activity. NCBI's taxonomy places the organism in Eukaryota, Metazoa, Chordata, Actinopteri, Cypriniformes, Cyprinidae. Gene Ontology annotation, cellular component: nucleus.
CUGUUGCCACGGCAACCACUUGAGAACUAGCACCAAGCGGAAAUGAAGCUGUGUGAUGCAGGACAAGAACAACACAGUCCUACAAGCGCGAUUUAAAGUCAAAUAUGGGGAUUACGAAGUUAGCGGAUCUAAUUCACUUUGACGCGCCAGACUCUAAGUGCAACAAAGAGAUCGGCGAUUAUUCUGGGAAGAUUAUAGCACUGGAUACAUCUAUUGUGGUGAAUCAGUUUCGCUCUGCUCUCCCCAGCCAUCUGAAGCUAAGUCCUCUCACAGGCUUGUUUUACCGCACUCUUACUUUCCUGGAGCAUGACAUCAAGCCUGUCUUUGUGCUUGAGGGCAGGCCACCCAAUCAGAAGAGAGCUGUGCUGGAAAAAAGAGCUCAAAGCACAGGCUGGAACAGCUCACAGAGCUCCAGCACAGUGUCCAACUUUAAACAAGACUGCCAGCGUCUCUUACAGCUCAUGGGUGUGCCGUGCAUCAAGGCUCCAGGGGAAGCAGAGGCGCUGUGUGCCCACCUGGUCAAAAGUGGCACAGUUCAUGCUGUAGCCUCAGAGGACAUGGACACACUAGCAUUUGGAGGAACUGUUCUGCUUCGCCAGCUCAAUGCAAAGAGAGACAGUGAGGUCACAGAGUACUCCUUACCAAAGCUAUUGGAAGCUCUACAGCUGACAUAUACACAGUUUGUUGAUCUGUGUAUCUUGCUGGGCUGUGACUACUGCGAUAAGAUUGGGGGUCUUGGGCCGAGUCGAGCACUGAAGCUUAUUAAACAACAUCAUACAAUAGAGGGUGUGAUGGAACAUGUCAACAGAAAGGUGCUUGUUCAGAAAGAAAUCUUACAAGCCAAAGAAAUCAAGCACUACACACCCAGCUGGUUUUUUGAAACCCCAAAAAUCGACGACCCUGUCCUGGCCUGGAGUGAGCCUGAUGAAGAGGGCCUGGUGCAGUUCCUGUGCAAAGAGAGGCCUUUGAAAGAAGAAAGGGUGAGGGGACGCAUGAAGAAGUUUCGUGAGUCUCUCUUCAAGAGAAGGAAGCAGAGGGAGGUGGAUGAGAAAAUGGGCCAAACUCGACAGUCACGUAUUGAGGAAUUUUUCCGUGCAACACGGAGGAGAAAGGCUGAGUCUGCAGCUGUGGGAGCAUCCAGUGGGAGAAAGCGACCAAAAAUGAAAUAAUAUGGACCCUUUUGAAUCUUGAAUCUUAAACCACUGAUUAACCAUCAUGUAGACAGAAGAGUCAAAAGUAUGAUGGCAUGCAUCUGUUUUAGAUGCUUCAUUUACUAAGUUUUUUUUAUUUUGUUCAAAUGGCAACAUAAUGUAAACCCAGUGCCAAGAAAAUAUAUGUUUUUAAUGUUUUUGUAUCAUGUACAAAAAAACCUUUAGGGUUACAGAUUACUUCUUUUUAUUUCGAAAAAUAUACUGUGUUUCAUUGUUGUAGUACUAGUGUGGUUUGUAUUUAAAGGAAUAGUUCAGCCAAACAUGAAAAUUAGCUGUAAAUUUCCUCACCCACAGGCCAUCCCAGAUGUAGAGGAGUUUGUUUCCUUGUCGGAACAUAUUUGGAGAAAUUUAGCAUUACAUAACAUUAGUGGAUCCUCUGCAAGUGAAUGGGUGCCGUCAGAAUGAGAGUUC